Molecule: messenger RNA, 3108 nt
Organism: Exophiala xenobiotica
Lineage: Eukaryota; Fungi; Ascomycota; Eurotiomycetes; Chaetothyriales; Herpotrichiellaceae
Exons: 1
Coding region: 353-2440 (695 amino acids)
Source: RefSeq, a predicted model, not a curated record
GUUUGACGUGCCAAAAUGCACCUUUUCUCGUCUUCCAGCGCUCCCCCAGUCAGUCACUAUUGAGAGAUUUGCUACCUCUUUCGUUGUUCGAUCUUCUCUAUUCUUCCAAAAACCAUGCUCUACGCGGCUUUUAAAAUCUUUAUCUGUCUCUCUGAUUGCAAUCCAGAACUUGGUGGUUCUGAUACGUCAGAUCGGACCGCAAGUUCUCAUUGCGACGCCUUAUAUGCACGGCUGCCGAACACUUACAUAACCACGUCAACCUCUGUUGACAGUUCCGCUUGACACCAAAGCUGCCCGGUGCUCGCGCGACCAGGUCAAUGCGCGGCGAACACCGCAUAGCCUCCUCUCAAGCAUGGAAUCACGAAUUCGCAAAUUUCUCAGUCCAAAGAGACUGAAGGCCAACAAAAAUCCGGACAGCUCCGAGCUGGAUUUGCAUAGCGUGCCCUAUACUACGGCUCCACCCCAGGGUCGCUUACCCGUCUUCAUCAACCACGCAUUGGGCAAGUCUUCUUCAACAAAGCGCCAAAUUCAUCUGCCCACAGAUCUUCGCUCAUUAUCUUAUCAUUCCACUCUGCCGGGAAAGCCGCCCCAACUGGGAGAGCGACCUCAACGGGGCAAUGGACCAGUCAAGCUGCAAACGAGCCGUCGCCUGAGUUCAGGGGAGCUUCUCAUCACCCAACAAGACUAUGAUCGGACAUUGGAGGAGAUUCGCGAAGGCGACUUUAUCGUUGGCGGUAAAGAGAGAAGGACUUCUCGAACGUCGUCAUCUCAACCUACUCCGUCAAUCCGCCGGCCAGAAUUGAAAUUUCUCUCGACCGCUCCAAACUCCCCACGAGAACAGUCGACAUUUGGUUCAGUCCGACUGCCGCCAUCGGCUGCUAGCGAUUUGCCAAUAUCUGGAUAUCACCGUCGUUCUUUCACUACUUCAUCCAGCUUUCUACAUGAGCGUCAACCGUCGGUCGAACAUGGGUACAUUUUUCCCGGUUCUGGUUCUAAUCCGGGCACCCAUGGCCUCGGAAUAUCCAGCCCUACUCAUUCGCUCUUUCCGCGCCACAUGGCUUCAACGACAUCUCUCCUCGAACCCCACGAAGAACGAAAUCCUACCAUACAAGCGCUAUGGAAGGCAGAGUACAGUCGCCUAGUGUCAAUAUAUGGCCAACCUGGUGUUGAUCGCAACAUUCUGGAGCUCCAACAAGACCAGCCGGGCAUGUUAGACAAUCAUCACCAUCCCUACGAAUCGACGCCCUACAGCCUUAGCACAUACCCGACAUCUUCUGUAUCACUUCAACAACCCACCUCAUAUAGCCAAGCCGAGCCUGGUAGAAGCGGGUUGGGACUGAGAAGUCACAUGUCGACGUCAAAUCUCGAAAUGGGAUAUCGCGAAGAUCACUCCGAAGGCUCUUCUAACCACAGGCACUCAUUACUUUCCUCCAGUGGCGCUUCUUCCUCCUUCACUACCAGAACCAGCAUGGCCGAGGAGUUGGCGAUGACAAGGGACGACUUACGCAGGAUCAUCGAUGACAUGCGAAUGACCUAUCUUCAUGCCAUUGAAGCUCGCACACCACCUCCAGAGCCACUAUCUGAAACGCCAAUCCCGAAAUCCAGAUCCAAGAAGCAGACACGCUCUCUUGGCUCUUCCACCUCCGUCGAGAGUGGUCUGCGGUCAAUGAGUGGUCAGAGAAAAAUCAAGUCUUGGCAAUUGGCGACGCCGGCCAUAACGACACCAAGAACGGCCACCUCUUCGCCGUCAUUUCAACAUCAUAAGAAGAGGAGAAGCUCUGGUCACGCUCGAAGGACGUCUGCACAACAUGUCGCCGGAAUUACCACAUUAUCACCCAUAAAGGCCAGCCCAGCUCGGCCGAAGCGAGCCGAAUCCAAUCAAGAUGAGAGUGUGGGUUUGAAGCGAGCUGAUUCAACGACUCUAGGUUCUUUGGCAAGAGAACUGAAGAUCUUCGACAAUCAUAAUUCGAGCAUGCCAUCACAAUCAACACUUACCUCUUCACCAACGUUCUACAACACUUCGAGCUCGGAAUCUUUCUCGGGCCCAUACAAGACCUCCUCCUCAGGCUCCGUCGGACCUCUAACCCCCGAAAAGACGAUCCAUACGCGGACACCGGAAAAGUCAAAUCCAGCCGGCAAUUCUGACUCGUCUGUGGGCAGCUCCUCGUGGCAGCAAGAAGCAGAUCGUUUGUUCGAGGAUACAGAGAUUGAUCUCGCAGUCGACAUCGAUGAUUUCGAGUCGCUGUGUGACGAUCUUUUCAAUUCUCCAGCAUUGCGGAACAACUCCUUCAAUACGCUCUCCACAUGGGCUGGGGACACCAGAGAGGCUGCUGACGUUGUCGAAGACGCAGUAGCCAAUGGCAACCCGCCAACAGCGGUACCCAGAUCAAUCCCCUGCCAGAGCCGUCCCGGAUCAACUGCUCCUCCUGGCAUGUUUUGAUGCAUCUGACAUCUCGGAAUCCAUUCUCCUUGUUUAUGAAUUAUGUCAUCUUACGACCGUUUUGAAUGCGCUCAUGUUAUGCUUAUGAUAUGUAUGUUAUGGCUCCCAUUGUUUACAACUCAUGUCUUGAUGCCUGAUGAAGGGCCACGUCUGAGCAUGAUCUCUUUCUAAUGGCUCUGCGCGUCUUGUCUGACGGGGUUCUUUAUGUGUGUUUACAUGACUAUGUACAGGUCAUAUCGGCCUAUGAUGCUUGUCUUCGAUGUUUUGAAUAGUACAUAUCAUAUACCACUGUGUGUAUUCGGUGGAGAGCUUCUGGUUUGGCCCCAAUGGGAAACGGCGCAAUUAGAAGAUCCCAGAGGAAUCCUCAAAAUAGGAGAUGGACUAUACAAAGUCUCCCAUGAUGCAUGUUCGGGUCGAAGCACCUCCUGAUGGGCAUGCGGAUACAUAACAAAGCCCCCACGGGCGCAAAAUAUAGACAUGAUGGAUGGAGUCAGAUAUCUUCGAAAUUUAGGGCCAAAGUGUCUCCCUGGACUAGCACUCGACCUCGCAAUUCGAGGACUGGGCACCAAUACAGUACCAGUAAUCAUAUUGUACUUACAGAUGAACUUGGCAGCAUUCCGACAUACAUCCAUUUCAACCCAAUGGUAUUGACAGGAUUGAAGACAAUG